UACUUAAAGUGAGGUGAAUUAAUUUUGAUCCAGUCCAAAGACUGAAUUAAUUUUGAUCCAGUCCUAGGACUGGAUGAAUACACUUCAUCAGGUAUCCAGUAUUAUCAUGUGAGCAAAAUAAAGCAAUAUGGUUGGCUAAUUUACUCAUGAAUUAUUAAUGAGUUUGAGAUAGCAUAAUACAGUCUGUACACUGGCUACAAUAACCUGACUAAUUUGUUCAGCUUCUAUUGCCUGUCCAAUGAAAUAAGUAAUUUUUCACUGCUCUAUAGUUUUAACUACGAAAUUAGAAUUAACUACGAAAUCCGAAUCCUUGUCGGUGCAUGCAAAUAAUAUAUUUUUUGCCAUGCAAACAAACGAAAAACUUAUUGCUAUAAGUAAUAUCAACCAUUUUCUAAUUGUUCUUUACAGCAAAAUGAUUUCUGCCCUUGGACGACCGUUUGACUUGGGGAUGCUUUACGACCGUCGUUCAGACAAGUUAAUUCUUGGCAAAACGUUGUGGUCUCCUGAUCAUUUGAAUGCCGCCCGUAACAUUAUACCCAGACCAUUUACCAAUUCCGAAGUAUUCAUGGAAAACGCAAUUGAAGAUAAAGCUAGUGCUCUUAACAUAGAAGCAAGCCUAAAGUUAAGCUUUCUUUCUGGGCUAGUGAAUGUGGAAGGAGCGGCAAAGUAUUUGAAUGAUACCAAAACAUCGAAGCGACAAUCUCGUGUCGUGCUGAAAUAUGAAACAACAACGGAACUUAAACAGCUGACAAUGGAGCAUUUAGGAACAGGAAAAAUUCAAUAUCCUGAGGUUUUUGAAACAGAUAUAGCAACGGAUGUAGUGGUUGGUAUACUAUAUGGAGCAAAGGCAUUCAUGGUAUUUGACAAGGAACUUUCGAAAGACGAAUCUUUAAAAGAAGUACAUGGAAAUAUGGAAGUGUUAGUGAAAUCCCUGCCAGGCAUUUCUGUGGAUGGACGUGGUUCUGUUGAGAUCACAGAAGAGCACAAGAAAAAUACCGAAAACAUGCAGUGCAAGAUGUAUGGAGAUUUCCGUACAAACGAAAGUCCAACAAAUUAUGAAGACGCAGUUAGAAUUUAUAAGCAGUUACCCUCACUAAUUGGUGAAAAUGGAGAGAACGCAGUUCCAAUUCAAGUAUAUUUGUGUCCAUUAAGUAAUAUCGACAGCAAAUGCCAAAGAAUGGUGAGAGAAAUCAGUGCUGACUUAGUAAGCAAGACCGCUACAAUGCAAGAACACCUCCAAUCUGUCAUCGCAGAAUGUAACGACCUACUAAGAGAAGAAGUAUGUGUUCUUUUCCCAAGGUUAAAAAAGCAACUUAAUAGUUUCAUGAAUAAUGUUGAGUUGUACAAAGUUGUUUUCCAGAAAAAAAUAUUGUCACUUCUUCCCAAAAUUCGAGGUGGAGGAGCAGAGGAAAUUGAGCUGGCAAAAUUUAUUGAGCAGAAAGAAACCUCACCAUUUUCUUGCAGCAUUGUUGAACGUUGGCUUGAAGAUAAGAAACACGAAAUCAAGAGGUUACAGGGAAUUAUUCAGUCAUUGGGAGAAACUCCAGUUGUCAAUCCAGAAGCUGUAGAGAAUGAGGUGAAUGAUCCAACUAACGAGUUCAUGGUUUGUUGCACUUUCAAAAUUGCUUGCGAAGAAGACGACCAAAUUUUAAAAAUGAAUUCAUAUAUCAAUGGCGACGUACCAAAUGAAGGUUCUACAAAAAAUACGUUCAGGGCAGACGAAAAAUCAACUCACAAAAAAGUUCGUCAAACAUUGAGACAUUUUAUAACUCUGAAAUCUGUUAAUGAAGAAAACAAUUCGGUGAAAUUUCUCGCCACGGAUAAUCCGCUUUCUCGUGAUUAUGGAGGAAAUACCGGUGCUUUUCUUUAUUUCUAUGAAGAGGGAGAGCUUGAGAAUGAAGAUUUUUGUUCAUACCCCAAGCCGAACAACCUGCGAGGUAUAGAAGCGGGAGAAAGUACAUUGCAACUUUCCUGGGAUGAUUCAGCUGGAAAUAAUGUCAUGAGUUAUAAGGUUCAAUACAAAGAUGAAGCAAGCACGGACACGUGGUCAAGUGUGGAAGUUAAAUCUAGCGGCGAUAGUCAGCAAACGGCUACUCUUACUGGACUUCAACCAGCUACAAAUUACAUCAUCCGAGUCUGCGCAGUACGAAAGAUCAUUGUUAGUGAGUAUAGCGAGGUAUUUUCCGCGACUACCAAGCCAGCCAGCCCUCCUGGUAAACCACAACUAAGUGAAGUCACUUCCGAUUCAAUAACAAUUGACUUUGAGAAACCACAACUUCUCGGAAAGGAUGUUCAGAUCAUCAACUACAAAGUCGAAUGGAGCAGUGAUACAAGUUGGACAACUAGGAACGUACAACAUACUGAAGAUUCAACGACAACGUUUACUCUUAAAAAUCUUGAUCCAUUAAUGUCUUAUUUCUUCAAAGUCACGGCUAACUGUGGUGACGCCGGAGAAAGCAACAGCAGUCCUUCCAGUGAUGCCUUUUCAACCUCUGCCCCAAAAUCGACGUUUCAGCCGGUCAAGGUACUUGGUUUAUGCAAGCUUAUUGAACCACCUAAGGAUAAUAAACCUGCUGUUUAUGCUCUUCCUUUAACUUUGGUGCAAGAAGAUGGUGUUCGUCAGUUACGCAAAUACGAAAUCCAUCUCGGUGGUGAAAAAGAUUGUUCGCAACUUUCAAAUACACCAAAUAAAGUAAUAAUGAUGGUUGGAUCAACUGGUUCAGGAAAAACUACCACAGUGAAUGCUCUGAUCAAUCAUGUUCUCGGUGUGAAAUGGGAAGAUUCGUUUCGAUUGAAAAUGAUUCAUGAAGAUUCUUCCAACCAAGGAACAGAGAACAUCGGGAAGCAGAUAUGGAGCCAAACGCAAUUUGUAACUUGUUACACUUUGCCUCACUUAAAAGGUUUCAAGGUGAACAUUUCUUUAUUUAGUUUCGGGUAUCUCCCUCGGUAAAACAAGAAUAUAGUUUUUCGUGGACGGAAAUUUCAAGCGACUAUAAGCCUUAGGGAUCAAACCUGCUUUCCAGUGAUUCCAUUGCAGUGCGCUGACCACUUAUAGUUUUUUUGUUUUCUGGUCCUAUCGGAUCACAUACCUUGACAUGUCUGAAAGUUAUUGUUACAAGGUUGUGGCCCACUUUUAAGGUUAAAAAAAUACUUUUAAUCGGUGAUAAAGUAGGGAUGCUUCACCAUAUUUUGACUUAAAAUCAUUGAAGUGAUUUUAAAUUAACAGUCUAACAUGGGCAAAUAUCCAUGUUGCAAAUUAGCCUUAUUCACAAAAGCCAAAUUCACUUAUCAGUGUUCUUAACUCUUGUUACGCUGGUGGAAAACAUAUCAGCUUCUCUCCAAUCAUUCCAAGUAAAAAUAUGAUAAACAUCACUACUUUUAUAACCAUAUUAAAUAUCUGAACCUUAUAUCAACGAUAUCCUGCGGCUUGGCGGAUAUUCUAUAUAUCAUUUUGGUAGUGUUGUAUUUCUGUUUAUUAUGUACUCAUAUGUCGUUUACCCAAUUCCAUUGGUCGGAAGAGAAUCCCGAUAAAGUUGCUAAUGUUAACUUAUGCAAUAGACUAACGUUCAUUUUCUUACUAAAUUUGUUUCCCAGGUGCCAUACACCCUAACUAUUGUGGAUACCCCUGGCUUUGGAGACACCAGAGGAAUAAAACAAGAUGAAAAGAUAACGGAACAAAUCCGCACGUUUUUCAAUACCAGUGGUGUUGGAGGGAUUGAUCACAUUGAUGCCAUCUGUUUCCUUGCUCAAGCAGGUAUCCCAAGGCUUACAUCUACCCAGCGCUACGUAUUUGACAGAAUUCUAUCCAUGUUUGGCAAAGAUAUCAAGAAGAACAUAUCUGUUCUAUUCACCUUUGCUGAUGGCGAAGAGCCCCAGGCUUUAUCGUCGCUACGAGAGGCCGGAAUUCUUGAUAGCGAAGAGAAUUUUUUCAAGUUUAAUAACAGUGCUCUCUUCGUGGACAACGCCAAACACAAUAAUUUUGGGCAAAUGUUCUGGUCAAUGGGAAUUACUAGUUUCGAAAAGUUUUUAAACAGCCUUAAUGAAAUGGAGAGCAAAAGCCUUGUUCUGACAAAGGAGGUAAUGCAGGAAAGAGCGCAAUUAGAAGUUAGACUAAGUGGCUUGCAGGAAAAGAUAAACUGCGGAAUAAACACUCUGAGCCGACUUCAGCAACAACAGAGCAUAUUCAGCCAACAUGCCGUCGAAAUCAAUGCCAACAAGAACUUUAAGUACACUGUAGAGGAUGAAAUAAGAGUGCAAGUGCCCUUGGAAACUGGGAGGUACGUAACCAACUGUACCACUUGCAAUUAUACAUGCCACUACCCUUGCGGCAUCCCAAGGAGUGAAGACAAGGCACGCUGUUCAGCAAUGACCAAUGGACGCUGCGAUGAAUGUCCCAAUCGUUGUGCUUCGAGCCGUCAUAUUAAUGAUGCAUAUCGGAUGGAGACGAAGCGUGUAAAAGUUCUAAAAGAGUACGACAGCAAGAAAACGUUGUACCAGAAAGCAGUACAAGGACAAACCAAGGUCGAAGCACUCAUUAGCCAACUUAAAGGUGAAUUUGAAAGCACUCAGGAAAUUGUUCUUACGUUUGUAGCAGAAAUGCAGCGUGGCAUUAAGCGGCUCUCGGAAAUUGCUCUGAAGAAAGAUGCGCUGCAACAAGUGGAUCAUCUUGAUCUUCUUAUUCAAUCAGAAAAAAUGCAAGCUAAACCUGGUUUCAAAGAGCGUGUAAAAUCUUUACAGGAAACAAGAGAACGGGCUGAGCAGAUAAAUAAGAUGGUAAAACCUGGUUAUGACCCGUGGGAAAAGUACAGGGAGAACGAAGAAACACGAGUAUUCCUUCAAAAAGAUAACAGUCGGCAGAAAGGAAUUAUAAGGCGAUUAGCCAGUGCAGUUGCUAAUACAUUUAGUUAAAGAAGAUUUAUCUCUGUGAUUUGCAACAAAAUAUAAACAUGCAGACUGCACUGAUUUUUGGUUAUGGCAAAAAAAUACCUUCAUCGCAUAAAUUUUAAAUGAUACAUUAAGACUAUUUCUUUUUUAUAAAUAAGUAAAGCAAUUUUAGAACAGACGAGCAUGAAGUUAUUGAACUACAUUCCAUUUAAUUAUUAAUUCGUAGAUUCAGUACUAACGCCGACUUGAUUCUAUUUGGUGACAAUAUUAACAUGGAUAAUCAGUCAAUGGAUAAUCGCAUAUAAUCGAUAAUAAUUAAAGAGACUAGAUAAUGGAACAUGUGCAUGCAUGUAGUGAUUUGUUAGUUGGAUAUAUGGCGGAAAGACUAAAUUAACAGAGUGAUUUAUUUUGAUUAAUUGAACGUUUACUUCAAUAAUUAUACAAUAAGUUUUAAGAUACUGCGAGGUCUUAAAAUCGGAUUCAUUCAUUCUCUUGACUGAAUUAAUUUUGAUUCAGUGCAGGACUGGGUCAUAAUCAUCAUGUGAGCAAAAUAAUGCAACAUGCAUAGUUGCUAAUUUUAUUAUGAAUUAUUAGUGGUUUAGAUGUAAUAGAAAAACUAUAUACUGGACGCCACUGUCUGUAUGGAAUUUUAAAAUAUGCUAUGUUAACAACCUGAUCAGAACGGUCGUGUUGUAUUUAAUAGAAGAGACCUUAAGAUGUGGAGCAGCAAAGCAACCACGAUGGCCAAAACAUAAAUCUCCCGUGGGAUUUUAAUUAUUAAUUUCUUUUCUUAAAUAUUAAUUUCAUUGUAUUAAUUUCGUCGUCACGUUGCCGUCCUAGAGUCUCUACUAGAAACCUUACGAUUUAGGACGGCAACGCGACGGCAGCGGCUACCAAUACAAUAAAUCAUUGAAAAGAAUUGAAUAAUUACAAUAUAAGAAUAAUUUAAACAUUGUCCUCGCUCUGUUCACAACGCCAAAUCGCAGAUUUUCACGUCUUGAUACUUAACGGCUGCAUUUCAAGCCGCAACAAGUGCAACUUCAAACUGGGUUCAGCAGAGUUCUUCCCAACCAUAAAACUCAUGAUAAUAUACGACGAAUUAUCUUUACUACCAUUUAAUAUUUGAAGGAGUUUGUUUUGGCCGUCGUCGUCGCAUUGCCGUCCUAAAAUCGUAAAAGGCCCAUACAGACCGGACGCGAUUUGGCAACGCGACGCGAAUUUUCAAUUUUCAAUGACAUUUAACUUUAAUAUUUUUCUAUGUUUUUCAAAUAUUCGGAACCACUAAAGCAAUUUUAGCUAUUUGGUCUGCAUGUCUUGUAAAAUUUUUAUCCGUUGGCGGUUUUAUUUGUUUUUAAAAACUGAAAGUCGCGUUGUCGAAUCGCGUUCGGUCUGUAUGGGCCUUUAGGUAUACUCGCGAACCGCCGGACGGCGAUUCAUUAGAUAUACAUUACAACACGUAUGCAUUAAAUAUAUAUGGUAUUAAACAUCUUGUGAUAUGAAUCAAUUGAUGCCCAAUUAUCAUUAGAAAUAUGACCUGACUGGCGUGGCAACUUGCUCACGACAUCUCGCGCCAUUGUACGUUUUAUCACGCAUUGCAUAGUUAAUAGUUUGCAUGUUAUUGCUGAUUUCAUUAGAAAUGCUAUAAUUUUUAGAAAACAGUGCGGUUAAUUAUAUCUAAUUAUUUCGUGUGGUGACUUAUGUUGAUAUUUUGUACACUGUAUUGUACUGCAAAAAUCUUUCAAUAUACCAAAAUUAAAAAAUUCUGUAAUGUCAAAUUUUUUAUCGAAGAAAAC
Messenger RNA from Paramuricea clavata, 6677 nucleotides. Lineage: Eukaryota; Metazoa; Cnidaria; Anthozoa; Malacalcyonacea; Plexauridae. The record is from the annotation of a GenBank genome assembly.